Molecule: messenger RNA, 1577 nt
Organism: Salarias fasciatus (jewelled blenny)
Lineage: Eukaryota; Metazoa; Chordata; Actinopteri; Blenniiformes; Blenniidae
Gene: kynu
Product: kynureninase
Exons: 14
Coding region: 121-1545 (474 amino acids)
Biological process (GO): NAD+ biosynthetic process
Cellular component (GO): cytoplasm
Molecular function (GO): kynureninase activity; pyridoxal phosphate binding
Source: RefSeq, a predicted model, not a curated record
GAGGGGGGGUCAAAGGUCACUGGCAGGAGCCGGGAGUCGCCUCAGAUCAGAGGAGAAGGAGUGCAGUUCGUCAAGGAAAACCCUUCUCCGGAUCUGACCCCGCCCCUCGGUCCCUCGGCCAUGCAUCGGUUUGCCGGUUUGAGUCCCGGAGCGGUGGUGGAAGAGGUGGCCGCCUCGCUGGGCUGCGGCGUGACGGCGGCGGCGGUGGCCGAGUUCCUGGACGAGCAGGACGAGCUGCGGUGCCUCAGGGGCCAGUUCCUCCUGCCCAAAGUGGCCGACCUGCCGCCCUCUGACCUGUCCCUGGUGGACGGGGAGGAGGACUGCGUCUACAUGGUGGGGAACUCUCUGGGCCUCCAGCCCAGAAACACCCAGAGGUACCUGCAGGAGGAGCUGGACAAGUGGGCCAAGACGGGCGUGCACGGCCACACGGAGGGGUCGCGACCCUGGGCCUGGGCCGAGAACAACAUCGAGGAGCUCAUGGCCAACAUCGUGGGAGCUGAGGAGGAGGAAGUGGCUCUGAUGAACGGACUGACGGUCAACCUGCACCUGCUCAUGCUCUCCUUCUACCAGCCGACCACCGAGCGACACAAGAUCCUGCUGGAGGACAAGGCCUUCCCCUCCGACCACUACGCUGCAGAGUCUCAGGUCGUCCUCAGAGGAUUCGACCCUCAGCAGAGCCUCCUGCUGCUCAAACCCCGACAGGGCGAGGACACUCUGAGGACGGAGGACAUUCUGUCCGUCCUGGAGGAGGAGGGCGACUCCGUCGCCGUGGUGAUGCUCAGCGGUGUCCAGUACUACACCGGACAGCUCUUCGACAUCCCCGCCAUCACAGCGGCCGGACACCGGAAGGGCUGCCUGGUGGGUUUCGACCUCGCUCACGCUGCUGGGAACGUGGAGCUGCGGCUUCACGACUGGGGCGUUGACUUCGCCUGCUGGUGCUCCUACAAGUACAUCAACUCGGGCGCCGGCGGCCUGGCGGCAGCUUUCAUCCACCAGAAACACAAACACAGCAUAAAGCCAGCGCUAAUGGGUUGGUGGGGACACCGGCUGGAAACUCGCUUCUCUAUGAGCAACGAGAUGGAUCUGCAGCCCGGAGUGAACGGAUUCAGACUGUCCAACCAGCCCAUCCUGCUGGUCUGCCCCCUGCAGGCCAGUCUCGAGGUCUUCAACAUGACCAACAUGCAGGCUCUACGCAGCAAGUCAGUCCUGCUGACGGGGUACCUGGAAUACCUGAUCCAGCACUACUACAGCCCAGACCGGGACCAGGACCAGGACCAGGACCCGGACCCCGAUCGGCCCCCCAGGCCCCACGUCCGCAUCCUGACCCCCCGGGACCCGAAGCAGCGGGGCUGCCAGCUGUCGCUCUGCUUCUCCGUUCCCAUCAAGAGGGUCUUCCAGGAGCUGGAGAGGAGGGGCGUGGCGUGUGACAUGAGGGAGCCCAGCGUUCUCCGCGUGGCUCCGGUUCCGCUCUACAAUUCCUUCACCGACGUCCACCGCUUCAUCCAGAGGCUGGAGGCGGCGCUCUCUGCCGCCGCCGACCAAUGAGAGUCCAGCUGGUGAUGAAACCAGGAAGUCCA